AUGUUACUCAGAGUGAGAACAGUGCUUAGAGAAAGAGGAGGUCUGCUGGGAGAUUUAGUGGUGGUGCGUGCUGUGCGAGCUUCAGAUAAAGAAUUGAUUGGGAGAAGGGUUCUGCGGGGAAAUAUGGUGGUGGUGUCGUGGGGGACACCUGAACAGAUAAUGGAGGAUCCCGACACCAGCGAUCCUGAAAUCGAGCCACCUCAAAAGGCUAGAACUUCACUUCUAAGUUCAGGCUCUGUGUUCUUUCUCUGUUCGAGCUUCCUUUCAGCAGAAAAUGAGGCCGCAAUUGCACGAUGUAAACUCAACCGGGCGAGAACAGAGAAAGAACACAGAGCCUAUAAAACCAUGGUGCUCUGGCAAUUCGCCGUGCAUGAACUGAGUGUUGGGGGUCCGGCUUGCUCUUAUAAUAACGACUACACCCGUGAUCGAAGAACAAAGAUCCAGCCGAAUCCAAACUACAAGCUGAACCCUCAACACUCAGUCUUGACUGUACCGCAAGACAACAGCCACCUUCUGCUAAUGACUUUUCGACGUCAAUUCCGGAACAACUUGAUAGCACCACCUAGACCGCUACAACCUCAGCAGCAGCAGCAGCAUUCAAGUACCACCGGCUAUGCCGUCUCCGGACGUGCCUCUAUCGAUGUGAAUCCUCUGAGCUAUGAUUAUGAGGUGGAAUUAAUUCAAGGUGCUGGUCUCAAAGUCAGUAUGCUUCAGAUCAAUCUUCAAUCUUCCGAGUUUCUCGUCUCAAAUUUUGGGAGGAUGGACCACGAUCAAGAUUAA
This is a messenger RNA of Botrytis fragariae, 780 nucleotides long. RefSeq names its product putative zn 2cys6 transcription factor protein. NCBI's taxonomy places the organism in Eukaryota, Fungi, Ascomycota, Leotiomycetes, Helotiales, Sclerotiniaceae. Bases 1 to 780 code for a protein of 259 amino acids. The transcript has 6 exons. The record is from RefSeq and is a predicted model, not a curated record.